AUGUCAUCUGUAAAUCAGUUUUUCUCGAUGAAAGAAAAAGAUAAUUAUGAAUUUCUUAAAGACGAUACAGAUGAUAUUUCUGAGGCAAUCGAGUAUUUUCUACCGACAGAAGUUGCGUUACAUAAUACACAGAUUGAUUGUUGGGUUUCGUAUCAUAAUGGAGUGUAUGAUCUAACUGAUCUUUGCAAAAUUUGGGCCAACAGACGAGAGGUCAAACCGAUAUUGGCCCAUGCUGGUAAAGAUAUAAGUCAUUGGUUUGAUCACGAAAAGAACGAUAUUAAAUACCACGUACAUCCUGUUACGGGAGUGUCGGUACCAUAUUGUCCUCAUGGUCCAAUUCCGGAUGUGAUACCUUCCGUAGUACCUAGUACUAUUUGGCGACCAUUCGACAAAUGUCCUUGGUGGCUGGACGAAAAGUAUAAGAAGGGAAACUUGACCAGAAAUGCACGUCCAUGUAGAAUUUUAAAUGUCCUUACCGGGAUACAAGUUGUUAUGAUGGUAGAGCUUUUAAUUUCAGUAAAACGAAACGAGUCUGCGAGCGACAUACUAACGACUAAAUUGCGUAAAGGUUGCGAAGAAGAUUCCAUUAGGCGUAUUCAAGAACGUGCCCUUAUUUAUAAUGCAAAUGGAAUGUCUUAUACGUGGAAGUUCGAAGGGAAGGAUUUAAAUCUCGAUUUAACUUUGACAGAAAAUGGUAUAGUGGACGAACGGGAUCGCUUUGUCGCUUGCGAUCUUCCCGACGACUAUUACGUGCCAUGCCUUAUGUGUUAUUAUAAUGACGAAUAA
Messenger RNA from Eufriesea mexicana, 786 nucleotides. Its product is annotated as cytochrome b5 domain-containing protein 1. The record is from RefSeq and is a predicted model, not a curated record. NCBI's taxonomy places the organism in Eukaryota, Metazoa, Arthropoda, Insecta, Hymenoptera, Apidae.